Ictalurus furcatus (blue catfish) is the source of this 1960-nucleotide messenger RNA. RefSeq names its product C-type mannose receptor 2-like. The transcript is spliced from 5 exons. The record is from RefSeq and is a predicted model, not a curated record. NCBI's taxonomy places the organism in Eukaryota, Metazoa, Chordata, Actinopteri, Siluriformes, Ictaluridae. Bases 583 to 1584 code for a protein of 333 amino acids.
GUGGUUAGCACGUUCGCCUCACACCUCCAGGGCCUGGGGUUUGAUUCAAAUAGUAUUCAAAUAGUCAUAAUGUGCUUCUUUUACAUUGUAAGGUGUGUAAGAAUUUAGUCCUGACCCAUUUCUGGCCUUUAAUACAUCAUGUAGAUCUUCCUUUAUGAUUAUAAUACUCUGUAGUACAAGAAGAGGCAGUGAUGAUUUUAUAAAGCAGCCAUGAUAAUAUCGUGUAUGCUGAAUGUUGGAUCUGAUUAUUGACACAUGGCUGUUCCUCACUAAAGGUAACCUGAUGAACUCAUUCACCUCCUUUCUGUGCUGAAAUUUGAGGAGGAUGGGUCAGUGUUUGGUUUUGUUUAAAUAAGCAGUCUGGAGUCUAAGGUAAAGUUAAAGUAAAAUGGAAAUCAGUCUGCAUCACCCAUGUUGUAAUUUCUCCAUACUAAGAAGAGGACAGGUGAAGUAAGCAGAUUUGUAGAGAGUUGUGUACAAGCAGUGAAGAUCUAAAACGGAGCUACUGAAGAAACACCAGCCUUCAGAGUUUCAUAUUACAGAUUGUGAUUUUUUUUCUGACUCCUCAGCUGUCCGUCCAUCAUGAAGCUGAAUCUGUUUCUCCUGUUUCUCACUGGUCUGGUCCCAGUCACUGUAUCCCUCCUGAGAACCGUCCCUCACAAUUAUGACCUGAUGAUGACACGGGUGACCUGGCCUGUUGCACAGAAUUACUGCAGGGUGAUGUACACUGACCUGGCAACAAUCCUAAGUGAUACUGAUUGGCUACGAUUGGAGAAAGUAAGCAAAGGUCGGACAAUACCUGCCUGGGUCGGAUUGUACAAUGAUGUCAAUAGCUGGCGCUGGUCCUUAAACGAUCUCUCACUGAAGAAGGUCCCUUAUACCAAUUGGCACCCUGGACAGCCUGAUAAUUAUUUUGGAAAAGAAGCAUGUGGUCUAAUAUCUGUAAUUGGUGAAUGGUGGGAUGACCAAUGUACAAGACUAAUGCCCUUCAUAUGCUACAAUGCUAAUUUCAGUGGUGCUGCCAGGUUCAUCGGCAUCAGUAGUCCUUAUAUGACCUGGUCUCAAGCUCAAACUUACUGCCAAACACAUCACACAGACUUGGCCAGCUCUCUUAAUGGCUCAGACAACGACAUGUUAAGGCAGGUGAGUAGUAUUCAGGGUGAUUCCUGGAUUGGGCUUUACAGAAACACAUGGAAGUGGUCAGACGGGACCAUCGCUUCAGACAUCCCAUGGGCUCCUGGAGAACCUGAUAAUUAUGGGGGCCGUGAGAACUGUGCAGGGGUUUAUGACAGACUGUUCUUCGAUCAACAAUGCAUCGACCUGCACUAUUUCUUCUGUCACACCAUUUACCCAGCGAGGAGUCAGAUAAUGAGACUGCAGGUGAAGUCUGAUGGGAGUGUGUUUGAUCCUGCUGUGCAGUCGUCCAUUUUAGAUCAGGUGAGUCACAUGAUGUCUGUGAAAUUUGGAGAAACCCAUAUUAGCAUUUCUUACUCUCAAAUUUCUUUUAUUCUCAAGAAUUUUGCUCCUUUUAUUAUUUCUUGUCUUCUCGGUGACACGUAUUCCUUUUCUUUUUGGCUUGAGUAAUUAAAUCCUGAUUCUGAUCCUCAGAUCAAACAGAAACUGGAGGAAAGAAGUAUGUUGGAGAACACCACAGUGACCUGGAAGGUGCAGCCAGAUGGAAACAUCUUCCACAAGAAAAAGGAUGAUCUGUAACGUCUAAAUGCUCACCUUCAAGUCAAGCAGAUUUCAAACUGACUGAAAUUUUAUUUAACCUACAACAUUUAAGCUUUAAUCAGUAGGCAUUCUCAGAGGACAAGAUUAGCUAGAAGUAGAGGAAUAAACAUAUUUAAUUGCUCUGAUUGGAACACGCCCACUUUGACUUUGCAACCUAAAUUUUAAAGUCAGAUUUCACUGCAACUUUUUAAUAUUGAACAUGUUCAGCUUUUGCUGCAAGAGGCCA